AUGGUUAUCAAGAAGUCAAAUGGCUAUCUAGAAGCUGAUGGUUAUCUUGAAGCUGAUGGUUAUCUAGAAGCUGAUGGUUAUCUUGAAGCUGGCUGUUAUCUAGAGGCCGACGGUUAUCUAGAAGCUGACGGUUAUCUUGAAGCUGAUGGUAAUCUAGAAGCUGACGGUUACAUUGAAGCUGAUGGUUAUCUAGAAGCUGAUGGUAAUCUAGAAGCUGAUGGUUACAUUGAAGCUGAUGGUUAUCUAGAAGCUGAUGGUUAUCUUGAAGCUGAUGGUUAUCUAGAAGCUGGUGGUUAUCUUGAAGCUCUUGUAUCUCUCUCUCUCUCUCUCUCUCUCUCUACAGGCUAUGGACAUGCAGCUCCCGGGACUGAUGCGGGAAAGGCCUUUUGCAUGUUCUAUGCCGUCCUGGGAAUCCCUCUGACCCUCGUCAUGUUCCAAAGUCUGGGUGAGAGAAUGAACACAUUUGUCAAGUAUCUCCUGAAACGCAUCAAGAAGUGUUGUGGCAUGAGCAUCACUGAUGUGUCCAUGGAGAACAUGGUGACCGUGGGCUUCUUCUCCUGCAUCGGCACCCUGUGCAUCGGGGCCGCCGCCUUCUCCCACUACGAGGACUGGAGUUUCUUCCAGUCCUACUAUUACUGCUUCAUCACAUUGACUACCAUAGGCUUUGGGGACUUUGUAGCCCUGCAAAAGAACCGCGCCCUUCAGAGGAAGCCCCUCUAUGUGGCCUUUAGUUUCAUGUACAUCCUGGUAGGCCUAACGGUCAUCGGGGCCUUUCUCAACCUCGUGGUGCUGCGCUUUCUGACUAUGAACAGUGAGGACGAGCGGCGGGACGCAGAGGAACGUGCCUCGCUGGCUGGGAACCGCAACAGCAUGAUCAUCCACAUCCAGGAAGAGUCACUGCAGCGCGGGCGGCGGCGGCGCGAGCAGGAGCAGCAGCGGCAGCGGUACCGGGCGGAGGUGACUGACUUGCAGUCCAUCUGCUCCUGCAUGCACUACCACUCGCAUGAGUUCGGCAGCUCUGGGGGAGGAGGAGGAAUGGGUGUGGGAGGGAUGGGAGGUGUGAGCUGUGCCUUCUCACAUCAGAACUCCUUCAGCUCCCAGCUGAACCCCAAUCAGUACUUUCACUCCGUCUCCUACAGGAUCGAGGAGAUCUCUCCCAGCACCUUGAAAAACAGCUUCUUCCCUUCCCCCGUCAGCUCGGUGUCGCCGGGGCUCCACAGCUUCACAGACAAUCACUGGCUCAUGAAAAGGAGGAAAUCCAUUUGA
This is a messenger RNA of Lampris incognitus (smalleye Pacific opah), 1266 nucleotides long. It is a transcript of the gene kcnk9, whose product is annotated as potassium channel, subfamily K, member 9. The coding region runs from base 1 to 1266 and encodes 421 amino acids. The transcript is spliced from 2 exons. The record is from RefSeq and is a predicted model, not a curated record. Lineage: Eukaryota; Metazoa; Chordata; Actinopteri; Lampriformes; Lampridae. Gene Ontology annotation, cellular component: membrane. Gene Ontology annotation, molecular function: potassium ion leak channel activity. Gene Ontology annotation, biological process: potassium ion transmembrane transport; stabilization of membrane potential.